This is a messenger RNA of Rotaria sp. Silwood2, 705 nucleotides long. Lineage: Eukaryota; Metazoa; Rotifera; Eurotatoria; Philodinida; Philodinidae. The record is from the annotation of a GenBank genome assembly.
AUGCAACAAAUUCUUCCUCUUAAAAGUUCACCACGCAAGCAAUCAUUUGUCUUGAAAUAUUCAAAUGAUAAAGAAAAUCUACAAUCAUCCGAACGACAUAAUGCUCGUCUAUUAGGUACUACACAUUUAUCUUCGCGAGACGCACCAUCUUGUCUCACUUUUGAUUAUCAAAUAACGGAUGAUAAAUCAAAUAAAUUGUCUGUUUUUGUUCAUAAUCGAACUGUUUGGCGUAGUCGAUUACGUUCAGAACAAAGCAAUAUUCAUAUUCAAUUAAAUAUUUCAUCACCAGCAACUAGUUCGUUACGAAUAGCAACACGUAUUGCAUUCGAUGGACAAAUAACAAACAAUGGACAAAUUGAAUUGAAAAAUAUUUUAAUUACUGAUCGACCAUGUCUUCCUUCAACAUUAAAAAAGUCAAGUGCUAAACGUUUAACUCCACCUGUCAAAUCUUCGAAUUCUCGAACAAUUCGAUCAGUUACAACAAAAGCUGUUGCUGGUUAUGAUUGUACAUUUGAACAAGAUAUGUGUGGUUGGACACAAAGUCCAAAUAAUACUCUCGAUUGGUUUCGUGAACAACCUAUUUCGAAUAAUUUAGCUGGAAUAGUUGGCCCAACAACUGAUCAUACAUAUGGAAAUUCAACUGGUUACUAUGUUUCAACAAGAUUACAAAUUCCAGUCCAAUGUGUGCUGAAUGGUGGUAUAUGA